AUGUGCUCAACACCAGGAUGUGCUGCCAGAUCCCCUCCAAGAACUGACUUGUUCCCCAGGCACUGGGAGUAUGGGGAUCGGGAAGUGGGGAGUACUGAGCGGUUGGGUCAGGAUGAAAUCAGCGGGUUGAACUACUACAGAAGCUAUUAUGGAGGCCUGGGCUAUGGCUAUGGAGGCUUUGGUGGCCGGGGCUAUGGCUAUGGCUGCGGCUGUGGCAGCUUCUGUAGGUUGGGCUAUGGCUGUGGCUACGGAGGCUAUGGAUUCAGCUGCUGCUGACCAUUAUACUACAGAGGAUAUGGAUUCUCUACCUUCUACUGA
Gorilla gorilla gorilla (western lowland gorilla) is the source of this 318-nucleotide messenger RNA. Its product is annotated as keratin-associated protein 19-8. The transcript is spliced from 3 exons. NCBI's taxonomy places the organism in Eukaryota, Metazoa, Chordata, Mammalia, Primates, Hominidae. The record is from RefSeq and is a predicted model, not a curated record.